Molecule: messenger RNA, 6658 nt
Organism: Mizuhopecten yessoensis (Yesso scallop)
Lineage: Eukaryota; Metazoa; Mollusca; Bivalvia; Pectinida; Pectinidae
Product: peregrin-like
Exons: 18
Coding region: 71-4531 (1486 amino acids)
Biological process (GO): regulation of transcription by RNA polymerase II
Cellular component (GO): MOZ/MORF histone acetyltransferase complex
Molecular function (GO): protein binding
Source: RefSeq, a predicted model, not a curated record
GUGCGCAGUGCUACCUAUAUCAUGGAAGACGCCUGAUAUAACACUGUUAUGGGAAGAAAGAAGAGGCAAAAUGGUUUACGACUUUGACGUGAAGACCUUUUGUCAGAACUUGAAGGCAACCAAGCCUCCUUAUGAGUGUCCUGUGAAAUCUUGUGGAAAGGUGUACAAGAGUUAUUGUGGUAUACAGUUUCACAUGUAUAACUAUGACCAUGAUAAUCCAGAAAAUAAUGCUUCCCCAGCAAAAAAGCCCCCCAGCAAGAAGAAACAAAAAUGGCAUCAUAGACAAAACAGACGAUCUCCAACUCCACCUGAAUUCACACAAACAUUGAGAAGAGAAACAUUAACUUACGCAGAGUCUCAGAGGCUUGUGGAAGUAGACUUAGAAGGAAGAAUUCAUAGAAUUAAUAUAUAUGAACCACUGGAAAUAAUUUCUCAAGAUGAAAUUGACAAUCACCACAACACAGAAAAAGAGGAAAAAGCGGAGAAAAGUCCUGUAAAACAUGUGAAGUCAAGUGAUGGUUCUAAAACAAGGAAAGAACCUAGUGUUCCUAGUCAUACAAACGCAAAUUCUAAGUUACCAGAAGCUCAGUAUAAGGUAAUUGAGGACUUCAUCAAGCCUUCCCACCUUCAACCAAGACCAAAUUCUUACUACAGAUAUAUAGAAAAGUCCACAGAAGAAUUGGACAAUGAAGUUGAAUAUGACAUGGAUGAAGAGGAUCAUUCUUGGCUCACAUUGGUCAAUGAAAAAAGGAAGAAUGACGGCAUAGGUUCAGUAAAACAAGAAGACUUUGAAAUGCUUAUGGACAGGUUUGAAAAAGAAGCAUUUUUCCAAAGCCAGACCUCUGGCAAGGAUGUGGGUCCUCCUAUAGAUGAGGAUGCUGUGUGUACUAUUUGUAUGGAUGGUGAAUGCCAAAACAGUAAUGUUAUUUUAUUUUGUGAUAUGUGCAAUCUGGCGGUCCAUCAGGAGUGUUAUGGUGUUCCGUACAUUCCAGAAGGACAGUGGUUAUGUAGACGUUGCCUUCAGUCGCCUUCCAGGGCAGUGGAUUGUUGCCUAUGUCCAAACAAAGGUGGUGCUUUCAAACAGACUGAUGAUGGAAGGUGGGCUCAUGUGGUGUGUGCCCUGUGGAUUCCAGAAGUAGGUUUUGCAAAUACUGUAUUCCUUGAACCUGUAGACAGUAUGGACCAUAUUCCACCGGCACGAUGGAAACUUUCUUGUUACAUUUGUAAACAGCGAGGUACAGGUGCCUGCAUACAGUGUCAUAAAACAAACUGUUAUACAGCAUUUCAUGUUACAUGUGCACAGCAGGCAGGGUUGUAUAUGAAAAUCGAACCAGUGAAAGAACCUAGUGCUAGUGGUCCAACAAUGACAGUUAGGAAAACUGCCUACUGUGAUGUACAUACUCCAGCUGAUUCAGACUGUAUGCCAAUGCUUGCAGACAGUUCAGAAGAGGAUAAGUCGGCCUCGGCGAAGAAAGCCAAGGAAAAGUCCCGUAUAAAAAUGAGGAAAGCGAGAAAAAUCUUAGCUGAGAAAAGAAAUGCAAUGCCUGUUGUAUCAAUUCCAAUUAUACCUCAGCAAAGGUCAAGGGUCAAGAUCCACACAGUAAUAUCCGAAUCCAUGUUGUCCAAGAUAGGUCAGUUAUUUGUCUUCCCUAAGAAGCAAGUAUUUUUGUCCCGGUUAUUGAGCUAUUGGACUUUGAAGAGGCAGUCACGGAAUGGAGUACCACUUUUACGUAGAUUGCAGUCAAAUCAUAUGACAAGGAACAAAGAACAGUUCAAUUUCAAGGUGAAAAAUGACAAACAGAGCAAUGCACUGAAGGAACAACUGAAGUACUGGCAGCGACUGAGACAAGACCUAGAAAAGGCACGCCUGCUGGUGGAACUGAUCAGGAAGAGGGAAAAACUCAAACGAGAACAGGUCAAAGUGCACCAGCUGGCUCUAGAGCUACAGCUGCAGCCGUUUGCAGUCCUACUCCGCCACACACUGGACCAGCUGCAAGAAAAAGAUAAUGCCAGCAUAUUUGCAGAACCUGUGUCUUUGGACGAGGUGCCAGACUACUUGGAGUAUAUCCAGACACCAAUGGAUUUCCUAACAAUGAGACAGAAGGUGGAGAGUCACAAGUACAAAACAAUGGAUGAGUUUGAACUUGACUUUGAAAACAUCAUCAACAACUGCCUCAUGUACAAUGCUAAAGACACGAUGUUUUACAGGUCGGCCACACGUUUACGAGAUCAGGGUGGUAUGGUGAUUCGAGCAUCCAGAAGAAUGGCAGAGAGGGUUGGUUAUGACCCUGACACAGGACUUCACCUGGAGAAACCUCCCCAUGAGAAGGAACCAGUUAUUUUGGAGGACUUUGAUAGUUUCCAAGAAAAGAGGGAAAGCUUUCCCCUGGAUGAACAGUUACGCAUCCUGUUGGAUAAAAUGGACAUGGCUAACAACAUGAAAGGACAAUCCAGUCUCGCAAAAAAAAUCAAGAAAGAUAUUAUCAAAGUGAGACAGAAACUUGCUAUUCAGAAGGAAGGUUUACAGGCGAGUGAUCUGGACGACAGCAUAGGUACAGUAUCUGACCAAAACGAUGAUUCCAUGGCCGAAGAUGUGAAAGAAGAAACUCCCGUCCGUAGCACAAAGUCCCCUUCUGUUGACAAGUCAGCUGGUAAAUCCUCAUCCAAAGACACACCCUCUGGUAGGGGGCGUGGUCGGGGGAGAGGCAGGGGGCGUGGCAGACUGACAAGUCACAGCAAGAGUGAAUCCGAGUCAGAGUCAGUGGUGCUUCCCAAACAUUUAGGAAAGGAAUUAGACAAAAGACGAUCAUCUGACAGCUCGCGUACCACAGAAUCAUCAGUUUCAUCAAAAAAUGAGGACAGUAAUUCAUCUCAGCCAACAACAAGUGGGGUGAAUAGAAGAACAGCUGUAUUGUUUAGUAAGAAGGUGUUCCGCAGCAAGCAGGAUGUCUCCAACCCAAGUAGUCCUUGUACACCGCCCAAAAAACAAGGGAAAGCUGGUCGACCCCCAAGACAAAAAGUCAUGGAGCAGUCAGACUCACCACAGCCUCCUGUUCUUGAACCCAUGAGUCCAUCUACAAGAAGCAGAGGUCCCAGUAGUCCAGCUUCCAGGAAAAGAUCACACAGUGCAAUAACCUCACCAGAUAGAGAGGGAAGACCAUCACCUCCAAAGCGUACCUCGUCUCUGACGGAACCCCUGUCACAGUUUGCUGAACCACCAGACCUGACUAAACGAGACAGCUUCAUGGUGUAUAGGGGUCCUGAUAAUCUGAGAAGCUCGUCAGAAUCGGAUAGUACCUCUAUGAUCAGUACAAGUGAUGAUUCCAUAUCCGAGACAUCAAGCGGAACCUCCAGCAGCAACAGUCGAUCAGAGUUAAAUUCAAACGGAAUGCCAAAGCUUUCUGAAGAUGGUACAGAGAGUGAGUACUCCGGGUCCCCGGGCUCCAAUGGCACUGCAAGGAAAAAAGUUACUGGUGUGAAGUCACGCAUGCUGACUGGUAUCCCAGGUUCUCCUGCAUGUAACCCUGCUACAGCUUCUCACAGCGUACAGACCAAUAAUGCUUCUACUAGUUCUCUGCAUGCUUUGCUUGUUGAGGAUGCAAACUUCCAUGAGCUCUGCCUCUCGGAUGGGUUGGAUGAUAGUGCUAAUGCUCCAGUUGAUAAGUUAAAUGGCAGUAAGAUUAUUUGUGAUUCAAAAAACAAAAAAUGUAGUAGUCAUGGAUUUGUCAUUGUCAAAAAGACAAAAUCAAAUCAAAAGAAAAGUAAACUCUUUAAAUCGAAACAAAAUGAGAAGCAAACUUGUGGCAGUAGAGUAGCUACAAGUAGAUCUAGUCUGGCUGAGAAACCGGCCGUUGGUAAACAAACAAGGCUUCACCAGACAGACGCUCCUGACAACAAACCUCCGUCCAAAUCUGUCAGACACUUGAGAUCUUGUGACUCUGUCGGACGAGCCAAAUGUUGUUUAGAGCCUAAAGCCUCUUGUGCUACUGGCUGCUCAGGAAAGCUGGUCUGCAGGAUUGAUAGUAAAGGUCCGGGAGAGCGUAUCACUGGCAUAAAGAAACAGAUAGUAGCACGAGCUCACCGCAGUACGAGUGUGGACUCCGAUGAUUUGAUCCCUUUAGAACCGUUGGACCUUGUGUGGGCCAAAUGUAGAGGCUACCCUUGGUAUCCUGCACUGAUCAUCAAUCCAAAAAUGCCGAAGACUGGGUAUUUUCACAACGGUGUUCCCAUCCCUGUACCUCCUGAGGAUGUUCUGCUCCUGCAGCGCAAAUAUGAUGAGCCGGUGUAUCUCAUUCUGUUCUUUGAUACCAAGCGCACAUGGCAGUGGCUUCCACGCAACAAGUUGGAACCUCUAGGAGUAGAUUCUGGCCUUGACAAAGCCAAGCUGCUGGAAAACAGGAAGCCCAAUGUGCGCAAGGCUGUACAGAAGGCCUAUGAGAAGGCCAUCCUCCAUCGGUGCAGUGUGACGGGCGAACCCAACCCACUCUCUGGAGACUCGGACAAUGAGGAAAUUGCAGAGCUUGCUGAAUAGUGCAAACACCAGCUGUCAGAAAUUGUUAUAUUUUUUUAUAUUCAUUCUAAAUAGACUGAAAGGAUAAAGUCUUCUUGUGUUAAUAUCUAUUACAGGGAAUACAAGUCCUGGUAGAAGACUGCUGUUCAUCUGAUUUAAAGAACAAAGUUAUUUUGCCGAUAGAAAAUUAAUCAUUAACUGUGCUAUUUGUCCAUCAUUUUCACUUGAUGUAGAAUUAUUCCUAUGUGAUUUGUGGUAAUGAAAUGACUGUUAGAUUGGAGGUUUAUGGCGAUGUUAGAUGUUGGAUGAAAGCUAUAGUGUGAUGUAAAUGUGAAAUAAAAGGUUUAUAUGGUGGUGAGUGUGUUUGAUGUAAGGUUGUCCAUUUGUUAAACCAAUUAAACAUUUGGUUGGUAAUAUAAAUACCCUUAUGUUGGGUUUAUAACUAACUCGGCUAUGUUUUAGUUGAUGGUAAAUCUGGUCCAAGUUACUUUUUCAAUUAAUUUUGUAUUUCUGGAAUGUAGUUUUGUGUUGGUGGUGUCUAUGUUUGUGUGUAUAACUCGGUGCCAGGUGAACUGUAGUGUGGGACCUCUGUGAUAAAGACAAACUUGUAAAUCCUCUCACGUUGUAUUGUUGUUGGGUGACAGAUAGAUCUAAUAGCUACAUUGUAUCUUUAUUGAGCAUAAAUUAUUACGAUUUAUUUUAUGUUACAUUGUAUUGCAGGGUCUGAAAGUAUAUUUCAGAUAACUGCAUCGAAGUUCAGUUUGAUUUGUGAUAAAAUGAUGUAUUUAUUUUGCAAUCAGUUGAGAGAGAUAUAAUGAGAGUUCAUGUAGAAAAUUAUCUUUAAAACAAAAAUGUCUAUUUUCUAGUUAAUGAUAUAAUGGCCUACAAUACAGAAAUUCUAGCUGCUGGUAUCGAAUAGCUUAAAUAAAACAGUUAACUGAAUAGUAAGAGUAUUAUAAUAUAAGGAACUCGAGAGCAGAUUUCAAUAUACCAACGUAGUAUUUGUAAUCAGUCCAAUGGCAGGCUAAUGAUAGUUAAUCUUGUUCCCACAACCAACAUUUUCAGAGCUGAAUAUUCACACAUACCUGCAAAAAAAAAGCAGAAAGUGAAAAAAAAACAGUAAUUGAAGGCAAGUUUUAACGUAUUAUUUUCUCUACAUAAUUAAAAUGAAAUUAAUUAUUUUUUCUGCAAAUUGACAGCAAAUGUUUUCAGUUUGGCAUAACAUAAGGUACUGUUUUGUAAUGCUGUAUAGGUCACAAACUGGUAGCUGUAUAAUUUUAUAUGGGAAGGAAAUACAUUGUUCACAUGUAAUUUAAGAAAGUAACAUUUAUUGUCUCAAGGUUGCUUGUUGUUGGAGUUUUCUUGUGUCUUGAAUUACUCACAACAUCAGGUAUCUGUUGUUCAACAAGUCAACAUCACAGGUACUGUGAAAGAAAUAUAUUAAUGUAUCAAGAUUUUUAUAUAGAUAUUUUGAUAAAUGAAGUUAAUUUCAGAGUUUGAUUAAUACCAAUUUUAAAACUUGAAUUAAAUUCGGUUUACCAAUGAGUUACAGAUAAGUCUUGCAGGUGAAAUCUUACAAAGGUUUUACUGUCAGUUAAAUAGGUGUUUAAUAACAUUUGUUAGAUUUAUAUGGUGCCAGUGAAGCCAUGUUUUAUAAGGGUAUAGAAACUUGGAGAAUUUGCCUGUGUUGUAUCUAGUCUUGUUAAAAGUGAACUCUAGCAGUGUUCCAUUGUGUCCUUAUAAUGGUGUUAAAAUGUCGUCAUACAUUUGGCUGGUUGUUUGUUAUAUUGUGAAAAAGUACUUUACUUAGCAAGUUUCAUCUGUUGUGUUCUAUUAAACAUCUGUUUGUUAGCUAAAGUAAUAUAUAUUGAUGUACAAGUCCAAUAGUUGUCCUUAAAAUGUGGCGCAAAAAUGUUAAGUAUUAGAUCCCAUCGUUGUCAUAUAAAUACAUCUGUAUAUGGACCAUUCAUUAGUCAUUCGUUGUGAAGAGAAAGUGAUCGAGUUUUAUGUAUAAAACCAUAUGAUUCCUAGUUAGAACUGAUCAAAGCCCUUUGUACAACUGUUAACAUACUCUGUAUAAAUACAGUUUGUAAACUCACCACAUUUUAUUUGUACAUAAAAGUAUUGUAUCAAAUAUUGAGAAAAUUA